Messenger RNA from Erigeron canadensis, 2025 nucleotides. RefSeq names its product probable nucleolar protein 5-2. Bases 133 to 1776 code for a protein of 547 amino acids. The record is from RefSeq and is a predicted model, not a curated record. Gene Ontology annotation, cellular component: box C/D methylation guide snoRNP complex; small-subunit processome. The transcript is spliced from 9 exons. NCBI's taxonomy places the organism in Eukaryota, Viridiplantae, Streptophyta, Magnoliopsida, Asterales, Asteraceae. Gene Ontology annotation, molecular function: snoRNA binding.
GUUUUACACACCAUCCACAUAGCAACCCUAACGCGCACACACAUAAACCCUGAUUCUCUUUCUUUCCCUCACAAACCCCCAUCUGCCACAAGAAAGGAGUAGCUUUUUACCUUCAGCAGUGAAUCAAGAAAAAUGAUAGUUCUAUUUGAAACCCCUGCUGGUUUUGCCCUUUUUAAAGUCUUGGAUGAAGGAAAGCUUUCCAAAGUUGAUGACUUGUACAAGGAGUUCACAUCUGCUGAUACUGCUAGAAAGAUUGUAAAGCUUAAAGCUUUUUCCAAGUUUGAGAACACAUCUGAAGCACUAGCAGCAGCCACUUUGUUGAUUGAUAGCAAGCCUACUAAAGGUUUACGCAAGUUUUUGCGUGCUCAUUGUGAGGGUGAGACAUUGGCUGUUGCUGACUCUAAACUCGGAAAUGCCAUCAAGGAAAAGCUACAAAUCGAUUGUAUCCACAACCAAGCUGUUAUGGAACUUAUGAGGGGAGUGAGAAGUCAAUUGACAGAGCUCAUAACUGGUUUAGGUGCACAAGAUCUAGCCCCCAUGAGCUUGGGUUUGUCUCAUAGCUUGUCUAGAUACAAGCUAAAGUUCAGUCCAGAUAAGGUUGAUACUAUGAUCAUUCAAGCUAUUGGUUUGUUAGAUGACCUUGAUAAAGAGCUCAAUACUUAUGCAAUGAGAGUACGGGAAUGGUAUGGGUGGCAUUUUCCUGAGCUUGCUAAGAUUGUGCAAGACAAUAUUCUUUAUGCUAAGGCAGUUAAGCUCAUGGGUUACCGAACAAAUGCUGCAAAACUUGAUUUCUCUGAGAUACUGACAGAAGAGGUUGAGGCUGAACUUAAAGAGGCGGCUGUAAUUUCUAUGGGAACGGAAGUCAGUGACCUUGAUUUGACCAACAUCAAAGACCUAUGUGAUCAAGUAUUGUCUUUGUCAGAAUACAGAGCACAGCUGUAUGAUUAUUUAAAAAGCAGGAUGAAUACGAUUGCCCCAAAUCUCACUGCUAUCGUUGGAGAACUUGUUGGUGCUCGUCUAAUUGCCCACGGUGGUAGCUUGUUGAAUCUUGCUAAACAGCCUGGGAGUACAGUUCAGAUUCUUGGUGCUGAGAAAGCACUCUUUAGGGCUUUGAAGACAAAGCAUGCAACCCCUAAAUACGGGCUUAUUUAUCAUGCUAGUUUGAUCGGGCAAGCUGCACCCAAACAUAAAGGGAAGAUUUCACGUUCUCUUGCCGCGAAGACUGCAUUAGCAAUUCGAUAUGAUGCUCUUGGAGACACCCAAGACAAUUCUAUGGGAAUGGAAAACCGUCUCAAGCUUGAAGCGAGAUUAAGAAAUCUUGAAGGCCGUGAACUUGGUCGUUCAGCUGGAUCAACCAAGGGCAAACCAAAGAUUGAAGCUUACAACAAGGAUUUCAAGAAAGGAGAUGGAGCAAUGAUUACUCCUGCCAAGACUUACAAUGUAGCAGCAGAUUCUGUUCUAGGACGGAUAGAAGCAGAGGCUGACAAGGACGAGGAGAUGACGGCUGUAGCACCAGUUGAUGAGGGAAAGAAGGAUAAAAAGAAGAAAAAGAAGGAUGAUACUGUUGAUGAAGAAGCUGCAGAUGAAGAUGCUAGCAAGAAGAAAGUCAAAAAGAAAAAGAAGCGUGCGACAGAGGAAGAAGCUGCUGAAGCGCCGGUUGAAGAGGAGAAUGUCGAGAAGAAAAAGAAAAAGAAGAGAAAGCAUGCCGAAGAUGAGGCCGAAGCUGAAAAAUCAAACAAGAAGAAAGAUAAAAAGAAGAAGAAAACCGACGAGUAAUAUGUAUGGUUUAAUAGAAAUAUUUAAAAAUUUUGGGUGUUUUGCGAACAGGUAUGAGGUUAUUACCCCUAUUGUAGUAGGGUUUAUUUUGGCAUUUCUGAAUGGUAGUAGCAGCAGCGGAUGGACUAAUUAUUCCAUAUGUAUUAGUAGUUUUUUAGAAUAUGCUUUUAUUUCUUUACUUGGUGUUGAUAUGUUGCCAUAAUGUUUAAAAUUAUGGUUUAUGGAAAAAAAAAUCGGUUUUUACCAUCA